Messenger RNA from Zonotrichia albicollis (white-throated sparrow), 3347 nucleotides. Lineage: Eukaryota; Metazoa; Chordata; Aves; Passeriformes; Passerellidae. The record is from RefSeq and is a predicted model, not a curated record.
CCACCCAAAAGUGAGUGAAAAGCUAAAAACCCUGAUGGUGGAGUGGUCAGAAGAGUUCCAGAAGGACCCACAGUGCAGUUUGAUAUCUGCAACCAUCAGGUCCCUGAAGGAGGAGGGGGUCACCUUCCCUGCCCCAGGGUCCCAGGCUUCCACCAGUGCUGCUAAGAAUGGCUCCUCAGCCAGUAAAUCCAAAGAAGAUGAGGAUAUAGCUAAAGCCAUUGAAUUGUCCUUGCAAGAGCAGAAGCAGCAGCAGCUGGAGACCAAAUCCCUGUACCCCCCUGCAGAGACGGCCCCAAACCCCCCGAGCCUGCGGAAGGUGCGAGCUCUGUAUGACUUUGAAGCUGUCGAGGACAAUGAGCUCACCUUUAAAAGUGGAGAAAUUAUUUUUGUUUUGGAUGACAGCGAUGCCAACUGGUGGAAGGGGGAGAACCACAGGGGAGUGGGGCUGUUCCCUUCCAAUUUCGUCACCUCUGACUUGUCUGUGGAGCCUGAGGCAGCAGCUGUGGAUAAAAUCUCUGUUCCUGAGGACCCUGCAGAAGAAAUUAAGAAAGCAGAACCUGAGCCAGUUUAUAUCGAUGAGGAUAAGAUGGAUAAAACACUGCAGGUGCUUCAGAGCAUAGAUCCCACGGAUUUAAAGCUUGAUUCUCCAGAUCUUCUCAACUCAGAAGAUAUCUGCCAACAGAUGGGUCCAAUGAUAGAUGAAAAACUAGAGGAGAUAGAUAGUCGUAUCCUGUGCAGCCUGGCAGUGGCACCUACAUGGUCCAGGGGGUGUCCGUGUCCCCAGGGUACAGCCUGGCCCCCGAGCAGGUGGCCCAGGUCAGGCCCCUGCCCCAGAGCCUCAACUCUGCAGCCCCUCAGCCACCUCCAGCUGCUUAUUUAAGCCUCCCUGCUCCAGCAGCAGCAGCCCGGUUUCCAUCAGCAGCCCCUGCUGUGAACAGCUGGCACCGAGGAGCUCCGAGCUCGGCGGCCUUUGGGAGUCCCUGCCGUGGAUAUCCAAGUCCAUCUUCCUCUCCAACAGCCCAGCUCGCUGCGUUAGGCUGGUGCAGAGUAAAAAUAGGCACCAGCUCUGAUGGUUAUUUGCAUUUUUGCAUCCUGAACUAGAUUAGGGGAUGGUUUAAAAUAAUUCCCCGUUCCUCCGAGUCCCUUUUUUUUUUUUUUCUCUCUUUCCCUGCGCUUUCAGGAAACGUCACUUGUGAAUCUUUGAAAGAUUGGCCCAAAAUAAUUCUCUUUGCAAUGUGUUUCUGGAAGCUUGAGGAUGCUGAGAUGCUGUUGCUUUGCCUCCUCUGGUGUCUUCUGUAAUCCUUGUGUCCCAGUGGCUUUAGGGACCCUCUGCACUCCGGAGUCCCCUUCCUGAAGGACACGCACAAUCCGAGGGGCCCUGGCUCCAGCUGCAGGAGGAAACUCUGCCCUCAGAACCACAUCCCUGUGGAAACAGGAGAGAAGGAGGGGUUUAACAGUGGUUUGGAAAUCACAGAGGAUUGCUGUGUUUUUGCUUGAGGAACAGAAGUUUUCCUCCAAGUGCCCGGUGUGUUGGCAGAGGUGGCACUGCCAGCACGAGGCUCCUUGGCAAGGGCAGGCCGGGGAUGCUCCAGGAACUCACAGCAUCUCUCUUCAGUUUUCCUUUCUGGCUGGGUGUAGGAGUGAAGGAGCAUUGGCAUUGCUGGUGGGAAAGGAGGGGCUGGAGAGGGUUUGAGGCUGCUGAGGCCUCUGAGGGUCUGCUCCCUUUGCAGGGGGAACAGGAGCCCUCCUGAUGGCACCAGGGGCUUCUGCCUCCCUGGAUUUGCUCUCUGUGCCCUGUGGGCGUGUGUGAGGCAGCCCUGAGCCCAGAGCAGCUCUGGGGAAGGGGGUUUGAGGCCAUCCAUGUGCUGGGGUGCCAUUGGGCCUUUCCCUGCAGGAGGCAUUGCCUCGGAGCCAGGCAGAAAAGGAAUCCAAGAAUUCCUUCCCUGAUGCACUUUUUGAAGGGUGGGGUUGGUCCAAGGGAGCACACGAGCUGGAUUAUCCUUUGGGAAUGUGGGAAUUCCUUCUUUUUCUUGUUUCAGCUGCAGAACAACAAAAUCACUUCAUCCUCCUGUUUAGCUCCUCACUGGAGCAUGGGCACAUUUAUCCUGCUUUUAACCACCUCUGCUGAGGGAUAAUCCGUGGUUUGGGGAAAUAAUGGAAGCAAAUGACUGAUAAAAAGAUCCCCAUUAAAUGCAGGAAGCUCCCAGAUGUCUCAAUAAACAUUUUUGAUGUCUAAACUUCAUCCCAGACUGGAACUCCCAGGCUGCUGAGUGACCAAACCCAACCCACCCUUCACUCAGCACCUCCUUUUAUUUAAUUAUUUGCUAUCUUACAUUUGCAGCCUCGUGCUCAUGCAAAAAGUGCUCUUCGAAUCACUUUUUAUUGAAAUGUGUGCAAUUGGAAGGAGGAUUUUGUCUUUCCUUUGGACAUUAAUUUGUCUUGAUCCUUGCCCUGGAAGUAGCUCAGUACAAAUAACACACGUGGCAAUACUGAAGUGUUCUGGUAACUUGUUCCUUGUGUCUUCUGAGGAAAUGAAUGGAUUUCAAUGCUGCUGUUCCAAAUUCUUAUUGUUUGGAGCUUUUAUUUGUCAGAGUUUACUUUGUUCCAAGUUGGUUUGGGGUAGAACUAAACCUUGCUCACGUUGCUAUCAAUGUUUGUUAGGAAAUUUAAAUUCGUGGUUUUUUUGGAUUCUGAGCUUUGGGCCAAGAGAAAUCUUCAAUUGAGCCAGCCAGAUGUGAUUUGAUGAUGUUAAUUGUUAAGUAUAAAUAAUGUAUAUACUCAUUUGUCUGAGAUUUUCUACACAGCUCCACACAUGCCUGAACUUUUAUAAAAGCAGGAUUUGUCCUUCUGUCACCUCUUCUACUCCUAACUCUGUGAUAUGCAACUUGUAGAUAGUGUAAAAUAAUUUAAUUAUUAUUAAACCAGUGUAUUUAGAGGGGGUUGGUGUUUCUCUUCAUACUUCUAGACAUGAUCAUAUUUAUUUUUAAGGCCUGAUUGUAACUGAACAUGCUGCCAAAGGAUUUCUCUAACUCCAGAUUUCUACCUUAGGUUUCUACCUGCUGUUUUCUAUCAGGAAUUCAGGGUGGAGAACUCCUGCUUUUUCAUACAAACCCUUAACAUAGGAACCUUUCUAAGGAGACUUUCCACGUGGUGUAUUUGUUUCAUGGGUGUUAAGUGUCACUGUGAGAUCCAUUUCCUUUGGUGUCAGCUGGGGACCUGUUGUGUCUGUUCAGUUUGUCACCCCAGAGUGCUCUGAGGGCUUGUGCUCUGUCACCUGAUGUCAGCCACGCUUUGUCUCUCCAAUUGGCUCCAGAAAUAAUGGUAAAAAUCAGAUUAUUGAAACCUUC